AUGUCAUCAUCGAUAUCUGAUUGGAUCCGGAAUUUUUUCCAACCAUCAACAUCUUAUCAAAGAGUUGGUACUAGCAGCAAUAGCAGUAUACCAGGAUCUUUCCCCACUGAACAAGAAUCAAAUUCACCACCACAUCCACCAUCAUCAAGAAUCAGUCCCGUUUUCAAUUCACAAACAAUAAAUUCAACCUUUCGUAAUUUAUCAUCUUGGCUUAAUUAUUUAUUAAUUCAACCAUUGAUUAUUAUAAUAUUAGUAAUAUUUCGAAUAUUAUCAACAAUUAUUAACGUCAUUUAUUUUCAAAAUCAAUCACCGUCAAUAGUUAAUGGGAGUGGUGGUGGUGGUGGUAGUGGCAGUGGUAUAGAUGGUAGUACAAAUAAUAAUAGUCGAUGUGAAUUUGUUGAUCCAGUAGCUAAAGCUAGUAAAUUUAUUAGAGAUUUGGAAGAUAAUUUACAACCACCGCUGAUAUUGCAAGGAAAUGAUAUUAAUAGUGGUGGUGGUGGUAGCAAUGAUACACACUCGCCGAUAACACUGGCAACAAGACCUGUAUCAGGAACAACAGUAACGACGACAACAACGACAACAUCAACCACGAUAUCUAAUAGUGAGAGAUUACCACCAUUUUUUCAAGGAAGUUAUACUCAGGCAUUAUAUAUGGCUACUAAAAGGGGGAAAUUUUUAUUUGUUUAUUUAACUAAUCCUCAUAAUGAAAAUGCCAAUGGAAUUUUCAAUAAUAUUAUUACUAAUGAAAUUUUUUUAAAAAUUUUCCGAACUAAUGAAAAUAUAAUUAUAUGGGGAGGUGAUUUAACUAAUCCUGAAGCUUAUCAAUUAGCUAAUAGUCUUGCUGUUACUAAAUUUCCAUUUUUAGGAUUAUUAUGUUUGACAAGAUCACUGAAAAUGACACCUGAAGGACCAAGGAAAACUGUUAGUAAAUUAUCAUUAGUUAGUAAAAUCCAAGGAAAUAUAAUUAAUACUCAGAGUUUAAGUUUAGGAUUACAUCAAUAUCAAAAUCAAUAUCAAGAUACAAAUUUUGAUGAUGGUAAUUUAUCAGUGGCUAAUGAAUUAAUUAAUAGGAAAUUUUUAACAAAAAUUGCAAAAUAUUCUCCAGAAUUGAAUUUAAUUCGUCAAGAAUUACAAGAUAAAUAUAUGAGUCAAAUAUUAUUAAAACAACAAGAAUUAAAUUACCAAAAAUCAUUACAAGCUGAUAAAUUGAAAAAACAAAAGAAACAAUAUGAUACAUUAUCAAAACAAUAUUUAAUUUAUCAAUUAGAUAGAUUUGAAAAAUAUUUAACAAAAGAUAGAGUUGCUAAUGAUAAUAUAGCGAAAAUUGCUAUUAAAUUGACUAAUGGGAAUAGAGUAACUGGAUAUUUUCCAUCUAAUAAUUCAAUUGACGAUAUAUUUAUAUUUGUUGAAUUGAUUAAUCGAGGAUAUUUAAAUGUUGCUAAUAAUUCAACAACAACAACAACAACAACAACAACAACUAAAUUAACAUCAACAUUAACUGAAUCACAAGCAUUAACAAAAUUUAAAGAUUUUAAAUUAAUUUACAAUUUUAAAUUAUUAUCACCAUUACCUCCUAAAAUUUGUUUAAAUGAUGUAUUAUCAUCAUCUAAAGAUACCACACCCACCGCCACCACCAUCAAGAUUAAUCAAUUUGAUAUAAUUUAUCCAAAUGGUUUAUUAAUAGUUGAAGAUAUACAAAAGGAUUAA
This is a messenger RNA of Candida albicans SC5314, 1707 nucleotides long. RefSeq lists its product as uncharacterized. Gene Ontology annotation, cellular component: endoplasmic reticulum. Bases 1 to 1707 code for a protein of 568 amino acids. Lineage: Eukaryota; Fungi; Ascomycota; Pichiomycetes; Serinales; Debaryomycetaceae. Gene Ontology annotation, molecular function: ubiquitin binding. The transcript has a single exon. The record is from RefSeq and is a predicted model, not a curated record.